AUGUCCAGCUCGCCCUCAGAGUCCGUUGUGAACGCUGGGCUGGAAGACAACCAGUCAGGGCUCAGCCCGACCCCCGGUAAGGCCCUGAGCCCUGUGCUCAUGUGCAAGGUGUGUGGGGACACCAGCAGCGGGAAGCACUACGGCAUCUACGCCUGCAAUGGCUGCAGUGGCUUCUUCAAGAGGAGCGUCAGGAGGAAGCUCAUCUACAGGUGCCAGGCUGGGACAGGGAUGUGCCCAGUGGACAAGGCUCACAGGAACCAGUGCCAGGCCUGCAGGCUGAAGAAGUGCCUGCAAGCUGGGAUGAACAAGGAUGCUGUGCAGAACGAGCGCCAGCCCCGCAGCACUGCCCAGGUCCGACUUGACAGCAUUGAGCUGGACUCUGAGCUCAAGCCCGAGCACCUGGCCACCACGCGGGAGGCCCCCCCACCGCCCUGCCCUGCCGUGGCGAGCCUCCGGGGCCCCAUCUCCGCCGCCGCAGCAGUGGGAACCCCAGGGCCCCGAGCACCCACUCCACCCAGCAACCACCGCUUCAUGGCCAGCCUGAUGACAGCGGAGACCUGCGCCAAGCUGGAGCCUGAGGAUGCCGACGAGAACAUUGAUGUAACAGGGAAUGAACCAGAGCGGGCCUCCAGUGAAUACCAGGUGUCCCCAUACCCAUCUGCCAGCCCCGAGAGCGUCUACGAGACCUCCGCCCGACUCCUCUUCGUGGCAGUGAAGUGGGCAAAAAAUCUCCCGGUCUUCUCCAACCUGCCCUUCAGGGACCAGGUGAUUUUGCUGGAGGAAGCUUGGAGUGAGCUCUUCCUGCUCUGUGCUAUCCAGUGGUCCAUGCCCCUGGAGAACUGCCCCCUGCUCUCCGUGCCUGAGCUCCCCCACAGUGUCCACGGGAAGCUUGUGUCUGCCAGCGUGGACAUCCGCAUCCUGCAGGAAACCAUCACCCGCUUCAAGUCUCUCACUGUUGACCCCACAGAGUUCGCUUGCAUGAAGGCCAUUGUGCUCUUCAAGCCAGAGACACGAGGUCUGAAAGACCCAGAGCAAGUGGAGAACCUACAGGAUCAGUCGCAAAUGAUGUUGGGUCAACACAACCGGACACACUACCCCAGCCAACCGGUCAGGUUUGGCAAAUUGCUCCUGCUCCUUCCCUCGCUGAGGUUUAUUUCUUCAGAUCGUAUUGAGCUCCUCUUCUUUCGCAGAACCAUUGGGAACACGCCCAUGGAGAAGCUGCUCUGCGACAUGUUCAAAAACUGA
Alligator sinensis (Chinese alligator) is the source of this 1245-nucleotide messenger RNA. It is a transcript of the gene NR2E3, whose product is annotated as nuclear receptor subfamily 2 group E member 3. Gene Ontology annotation, molecular function: RNA polymerase II cis-regulatory region sequence-specific DNA binding; nuclear receptor activity; zinc ion binding. The record is from RefSeq and is a predicted model, not a curated record. Gene Ontology annotation, biological process: negative regulation of transcription by RNA polymerase II; cell differentiation; positive regulation of transcription by RNA polymerase II. The transcript has 8 exons. The coding region runs from base 1 to 1245 and encodes 414 amino acids. NCBI's taxonomy places the organism in Eukaryota, Metazoa, Chordata, Crocodylia, Alligatoridae.